This is a messenger RNA of Adineta ricciae, 1104 nucleotides long. NCBI's taxonomy places the organism in Eukaryota, Metazoa, Rotifera, Eurotatoria, Adinetida, Adinetidae. The record is from the annotation of a GenBank genome assembly.
AUGGUCGAAACAGCAGAAGCAACAACCAAACGGCGAUUUGUUCUCACAUGGUCUGUUUUGCUCUCUUGGGGAUGUGCCUUCUUAAUCGCACUUGUCUCCGUCAUUGUUAUUCCGAUUUUGUAUACGAAUAAAAAAUCCAAUCAAGCUGCAGAUGCAGGAGUUGUUCUGCGUUGGAAUACAAAGGGUAGAAUUGUUGCCGGUACUUUAAAUGAGGAAGGGUCGGGUGCUCGGCAACUUUUUCAUCCGAUUGGUUUGGCAUUUGACUCAUCCGACACACUUUAUGUUGCCGAUUAUGAAAAUAAUCGAGUUCAAAAAUGGUCAAUGAAUUCAACGACUGGUGGCACAACAGUUGCUGGACAAGCAACUGCAAUUAUGGGUGUCAAUUCAACAAUGUUUCAUUAUCCUACUGACGUACUUCUUCAUCCGAAUGGUGAUCUAUACGUAUCAGAUCGGUAUAACAAUCGAGUCCAAUUAUGGGCCAGUGGUGCAUUGGAGGGAAAGACUAUCGCCGGCACAGGGCGGGCAGGAACUGAAAAUUAUGAAUUGAAUAAUCCAUGGGGUCUUGCAUACAAAUAUGAGACGAAAACAUUGUUCAUAUCCGACUGUUAUAAUAACCGUGUAGUUGCAUAUCCAUCAGGUUCUUCGAAUGGUACAGUUGUAGCUGGUGGAAAUAUUCAAGGAAAAACACCGACACAAUUAUUUUUUCCUACUGGAAUCUAUUUUGAUUCGUUAACAGAUAGUCUUCUCAUUGCCAACUGGGGUGGAAAUAACAUUGUUCGAUGGGUGUUAGGUGCAAGUAAUUGGACUCUGAUCGUGGGAAGUGCUAUUGGAGAAUCUGGUAGUGGACCAACAUUUCUCAAUGGGCCUUAUGAUGUGACACUUGAUCCUUAUCGAAAUGUCUAUGUUGUUGAUAAUGCAAAUUUUCGUAUACAAAUGUUCAAACCUGAUGAAAUAAACGGCACUACGCUUGCAGGCUCAACUGGAAGAACUGGAAAUAGUUAUGGAUUAUUAAAUAGUCCAUAUACAGUGGCUUUUGACAGUCAACUGAAUUUGUAUGUAGCAGACACGUUUAACAGUAGAGUUUUACGAUUUACACGAUAUUAA